UCCCGGGCUCGGGCGAGGCGCCGCCAGCGACGCGCGCGGGGAGCCGGGGACCGCGGCCCAGCAGCCGGCGCCGCGUGGGAGCGCAGCCCGGAGCCCCGGCUGCCUGAGCCCAACCCUGCCGACCGCGGACGCCCCAGCCUGCAGGGCACGGAGUACCGCAUUGUUAUCAUCUCCCUGUGAGUGGGACUGGCACCCCAGCUGUACCUCCGGGCACAGGUGCUCCACGAAACACAGACUCCUGCCUCUGCACAGCCUGCUUCACCAGGCCCCCGGGAUGGAGGAAGUGGUCUGGGAGCAGUACACGGUGACCCUGCAGAAGGACUCCAAAAGAGGAUUUGGCAUUGCAGUGUCCGGAGGCAGAGACAACCCCCACUUUGAAAAUGGAGAGACGUCCAUCGUCAUUUCGGACGUGCUUCCCGGCGGGCCCGCCGACGGGCUGCUUCAAGAAAAUGACAGGGUGGUCAUGGUCAAUGGCACCCCCAUGGAGGGGGUGCUGCACUCAUUCGCCGUGCAGCAGCUGAGGAAAAGCGGGAAGAUCGCUGCCAUCGUGGUCAAGAGGCCCCGGAAGGUCCAGCUGGCCCCGCUGCAGGGUGGCCUUCCGCUCAACGAGGAAGACCGGGCUUUCGAGGUGAUGGAUGAGUUUGACCGGAGAAGUGCCCGCAGCGGGUACAGCGAACGGUACAGCGAGAGGAGCCGGCUGCACAGCUGGGAGAACAGCCUGGAGCGGGGCCAUCCGCACGACCGUCCACGCAGCCAGGAGCGGGACCGCGGCCGGAGCCUGGAGCGGGGCCUGGACCACGGCGACUAUGGCCGAGCCCGAGAACGGAGCCGCGGCCGCAGCCUGGAGCGGGGCCUGGAUCGUGAUGACUACGACGGAGCCCGAGACCGGAGCGCGCGCGGCCGGAGCCUGGAGCGGGGCCUGGACCACGACUAUGGGCGAGGCCGAGACAGCAGCCACGGGCGAGGCCGGAGCAUCGACCAGGCCUAUGAGCGGGCCUACAGCCCGGAGGCGGAGCACCGGCCCCGGGGGCAGCCCGAUGCCCGCUACAAGAUGUCCCGGAGCUGCGAGCAGCUCCGCCUGGGCAGCCCCACCCCUGAGCCGAGAGCACGGCGGGACCGAGAGGCUGACAAGCCCAUCGGAGUCCUUCUGACGAAAAACAAAGCACAUGAAGAGUACGGUCUCCGGCUGGGGAGUCAGAUCUUCAUCAAGGAGAUGACCAGCACUGGUCUAGCCACCAAGGACGGCAACCUGCAUGAAGGGGACAUCAUCCUCAAGAUAAACGGCACUGUAACCGAGAACAUGUCUUUAACGGAUGCUCGGAAACUGAUAGAAAAGUCAAGAGGAAAACUGCAGCUGGUGGUGCUGAGAGACAGCAAGCAGACGCUCAUCCACAUCCCGGCGCUAGAUGACAGCGACUCCGAAGAUCUCUCGGAAAUAGAGUCAAACCGAUCGUUUUCCCCAGAGGAGAGACGGCAGCCGUAUUCCGACUACGACUAUCAUUCCUCCAAUGAGAAGCUGAAGGAAAAGCCCAGUUCCAGGGAGGACAUCCAGAACAGAUGGUCCCGGAUCGGCUCCACACCCACUCCCUUCAAGUGCGCAGGGGACAUCGCAGCCGCUGCAGAGACUAGCCAGGAGCCCAAACACCAAGAGGAAGCCCCCGCUCCUCAACCGAAAGCAUUACCGAGGACUUUUCUUCGUCCCAGUCCUGAAGACGAAGCGAUUUAUGGCCCCAACACCAAGAUGGUGAGGUUCAGGAAGGGGGACAGCGUGGGCCUGCGGCUGGCCGGUGGCAAUGACGUCGGGAUCUUUGUGGGCGGCAUUCAAGAGGGGACCUCGGCAGACCAGGAAGGCCUUCUAGAAGGUGACCAGAUUCUGAAGGUGAACACCCAGGAUUUCAGAGGGAUGGUUCGGGAAGAUGCUGUCCUCUACCUGUUAGAAAUCCCCAAAGGCGAAAUGGUGACCAUUUUAGCUCAGAGCCGAGCUGAUGUGUACAGAGAGAUCCUGGCUUGUGGCAGAGGGGACUCAUUUUUCAUAAGGAGCCAUUUUGAAUGUGAGAAGGAAACGCCGCAGAGCCUGGCCUUCACGCGGGGGGAGAUCUUCCGAGUGGUGGACACCCUGUACGAUGGCAAGCUGGGCCACUGGCUGGCCGUGAGGAUCGGAAACGAGUUGGAGAAAGGCUUAAUCCCCAACAAAAGCAGAGCGGAGCAAAUGGCCAGCGUCCAGAACGCCCAGAGAGACAACGCUGGGGACAGGGCGGACUUCUGGAGGAUGCGUGGCCAGAGGUCGGGCGUGAAGAAGAACCUGAGGAAGAGCCGGGAAGACCUCACAGCUGCCGUGUCCGUUAGCACCAAGUUCCCCGCCUAUGAGAGGGUUUUGCUGCGAGAAGCUGGUUUCAAGAGACCCGUGGUGUUGUUUGGCCCCAUAGCUGAUAUCGCGAUGGAAAAGUUGGCAAGUGUGUUACCUGACCUGUUCCAAAUUGCUAAAUCAGAGCCGAAGGAUGCAGGAUCUGAGAAGUCCAGCGGGGUGGUGCGGUUAAACACCGUGAGGCAGAUUAUCGAACAGGAUAAGCAUGCCCUCUUGGAUGUGACUCCGAAGGCUGUGGACCUGUUGAAUUACACUCAGUGGUUCCCGAUUGUGAUUUUUUUCAACCCAGACUCUAGACAAGGUGUCAAAACCAUGAGACAGCGGUUGGAUCCAACAUCCAACAAAAGUUCUCGGAAGCUAUAUGAUCAAGCCAACAAGCUUAAGAAAACGUGUGCACACCUUUUUACAGCAACCAUCGACCUAAAUGCAGCCAAUGAUAGCUGGUUUGGCAGCUUGAAGGACACAAUUCAGCAUCAGCAAGGAGAAGCAGUUUGGGUCUCUGAAGGAAAGAUGGAAGGGCUGGACGAUGACGCUGAAGACCGCAUGUCCUACUUAACCGCCAUGGGCGCGGACUAUCUGAGUUGCGACAGCCGCCUCAUCAGUGACUUUGAAGACACCGACGGCGAAGGAGGCGCCUACACUGACAAUGAGCUGGAUGAGCCGGCCGAGGAGCCGCCGGUGUCUUCCAUCACCCGCUCCUCGGAGCCGGUGCAGCACGAGGAGAGCAUAAGGAAGCCCAGCCCAGAGCCACGAGCUCAGACGAGGAGGGCUGCUAGCAGAGAUCAACUUAGGGACAAUAGUCCACCCCCGGCAUUCAAACCAGAGCCGCCCAAGGCCAGGGCCCAGAAGAGAGAAGACUCCUUUGACUACUCCAGGGCCUAUGAAUACAGGCCAAGCUCCCCUCCAGCUGUGGCCGGUAACGAAAUUCCCGGGGCAUCUGCCAAGGGUCCUCCUCCUCCUAUUGCAGCAAAGCCUGCCGUCUGCAAGCCUAUCUUGAAGCCCUCCAUUCCAGUCCUUCCCCCCGAGAGCGAGGAGGCAGGGGAGGGCAGCGAGGAGCAAGAUAACGCUCCCAAGUCUGUCCUGGGCAAAGUAAAAAUAUUUGAGAAGAUGGAUCACAAGGCGAGACUCCAGAGAAUGCAAGAGCUCCAGGAAGCACAGAACGCAAGGACCCCUGGUACCCCAGAAGAGUCCCUCCGCACUCUACCAGGAUGCCAGAGGAAGCUACGGCAGCGAUGUGGAGGAGGAGGAAUACCGCCAGCAGCUGUCAGAACACUCAAAGCGGGGUUACUACGGCCAGCCCUCCCGAUACCGGGACACCGAAUUAUAGAUGUCUGCGAAUUGGCUCUGCUCUACCCUGACGUCACCACCUCAGAGCAGCACUCCUGCAGAGCCGUGGAUGGUUCUGUCCUGCUAAAAUGCUCCGUGGAGAUGCGGGGAGGACCCGAGCUCCCACUUCCUCGUGGGGAGCCCAGGGGACAACCCACACAGGUUCAGAACUGUGAAGGCUCUAUCUGUGGGACUGGGUCUGGGGGAGUUUGUGGCUUUUGCUCAGAAUUAAGGGAGAAACUUACGUUUGAUGCCGUUCCCUGCUUCAGUGGACCAAAAUCUGUAUUAAUUGUGUUUGUGUAUUUUUAACAUGUAUAUUAAGAAGCGAUAACUAUUUUUCAUUAAUAGCUAUAUUCAAGGACUAUUUCAGUCUGAGACAGAAUGUGAAAAAAAAAAAAAGGAAUAAAAAUACUGUCGGACUCCAACUAAAUUCAAAGAAGUAUUUUAUUACAACGCUAAGUGCCUUUGAUGAGACGUGUCUUAAAUGUUCUUCCUUUGAAGCUUUAUGCAAAGCCAUAAAGGACUAAAACGUGGUGACUAAAUUUUUAUGCCAGUUUAAGAGCUGUGGUUUUCCCUGCACUGAGCCCUCUUUUUGAGUCAUCUGUCUUUUUUAGUAUUUUCCAUAAAUUCGGACUGUAUAUAAUAGCUUAUUUUUGGUUGUUUGGCUACCAGUGCUAAGUGGCUUGAAGACCAAGAAAAUGGUAUAGGAAUGUUUUAUUUGUGCUCCACAAAAGCACAUACUUGAGACAAAUACAUUUUCCCCCCAAAAGUGUAUUGACAACAGUUUUAUAAUUUAAUAAAAAGGAGGACAUUGCAAUCAA
Molecule: messenger RNA, 4512 nt
Organism: Pipistrellus kuhlii (Kuhl's pipistrelle)
Lineage: Eukaryota; Metazoa; Chordata; Mammalia; Chiroptera; Vespertilionidae
Gene: TJP2
Product: tight junction protein 2
Exons: 23
Coding region: 275-4000 (1241 amino acids)
Biological process (GO): establishment of endothelial intestinal barrier; protein localization to cell-cell junction; positive regulation of blood-brain barrier permeability
Cellular component (GO): bicellular tight junction; plasma membrane
Molecular function (GO): cell adhesion molecule binding
Source: RefSeq, a predicted model, not a curated record